Messenger RNA from Protopolystoma xenopodis, 168 nucleotides. The record is from the annotation of a GenBank genome assembly. NCBI's taxonomy places the organism in Eukaryota, Metazoa, Platyhelminthes, Monogenea, Polystomatidea, Polystomatidae.
AUUCACCCACAGGUUCGAGCAUUUGUUGCUGGCCUUAACGACGUUGUCUGCAUAGAUUGGCUACGCCUUUUCGACGCUGAGGAGCUACAGACUUUGAUAUCAGGCGCUGACACGCUCAUUGAUGUUAAUGACCUGCGUCAGCACACAGUUUACGCCGGCAUUUACUAA